AAAAUUUUUGUUAUCGGAAACCUAUAAACGUUCGUUUAUCUCUCGUCGCCAACGUGUGAAAUCACGUCUGCUUCACCUCCAUUAUUACAGCAAACACAUCGCUUUAAAAAGUGAAAGGCAUUGAAAUAUUCGUCAUUCAGUCGUACUCUUCGCCUCAAGACGUUCCAUCGCGUACCAAAAGUGAAAUACAUUUACCAACUUAACUUUCCGUGACUCAACCACUCAUCCAACCCCAAAAUGUAAACUCCCUUAAAAAAAACACACGAUGUUCUACUCAUUGUGGGUGCUACUAUUUAUUACAUUUGGCUCCGCCUAUGAUUAUCGCCACGCCCUCAAACUCUCCCUCCUUUUCUACGAAGCACAACGUUCCGGCCCUCUCCCUGCCUCUAAUCGCAUCACGUGGCGUUCAGACUCCGCCCUUGACGACCAUGGUCUUAACAACGAAGACUUGACCGGUGGUUACUACGACGCCAGCGAUUACGUCAAAUUUUCAUUUACGAUGGCUUUCACAACCACGAUUUUAACAUGGGGGAUGUUAUCAUUCCGACACGCCUAUAACGAAGCCGGCCAAUAUCAACACGGUCUCGAUGCCAUCAAGUGGGCCACGGACUAUUUUAUUAAAUGCCACGCAUCCAAGUACGAGUUUUACGGCCAGAUUGGUGAUUUUUCGCUUGACCACGCCUUCUGGGGGCGGCCCGAAGAGAUGAAUAUGACACGACCGGCCUAUAAGAUUGACAUAGAGCAUCCAGGGUCGGAUUUAGCGGGAGAGGCGGUGGCGGCAUUGGCAGCCGCUAGUCUUUUAUUUGAAAAUUUCAAUCAAUCAUAUUCAGACGAAUUGUUACGCCACGCGACUGAAUUGUACGAUUUUGCGACAAUGUAUCGAGGGUUGUAUCACGAUUCUAUACCAGGGGCUAAGGUCUAUUACGAAUUUAGGUCUACAGGGUACGGAGAUGAACUAACGUGGGCUGCCAUUUGGUUGUAUAAAAAAACCAAAGAUGUGAAAUAUAUCGAACAAGCCGAAACGUUUUACACGAAAUUUCGGAUUAAAGACAGACCGAACGAAUUUUUCUAUAAUAAAAAAGUGGCCGGCAUUCAGCUUCUUUUAGCUGAAUUAACACUCCGCCCAGAAUACAUCUCGACAAUAAAAAAUUUCUGCGAUUAUACAAUCAAAGAACAGAUCCGGACUCCCAAGGGCCUUAUUUUCAUCGACAAGUCAGGGACACUAUCACAUGCCGCUAAUGUCGCAUUCAUUUGCCUACAUGCCGGUCUUACUUUAAACAUAUCGCAGGCGGCUUAUGUCAGUUUUGCCAAAGAACAAAUCAACUACAUGUUAGGCUCAACGGGUCAAAGUUUUGUAGUUGGCUAUGGCCAAAAUUACCCUAAACAGCCGCAUCAUUCAGCCAGUUCCUGUCCGAAUUUGCCCGAACCUUGCGGGUGGAAACAAUUUACGUGGAAAGGGCCGAAUCCACAAAUUUUGUAUGGGGCCCUUGUAAGUGGCCCCGAUCAAAAUGAUCAUUACGAAGACGUAAGAGAGGAAUUUUUGUAUAAUGAAGUGACACUGGAUUACAAUGCGGGAUUUCAAAGCACUCUAGCUGGACUUAUUUAUAUUGAAAAUGAGAAUAAAUUGUGAUUUUGUGAUAAAAACUUAAUAAAAACUUUUCUACAA
Messenger RNA from Tribolium castaneum (red flour beetle), 1666 nucleotides. Its product is annotated as endoglucanase F. The transcript has 6 exons. The record is from RefSeq and is a predicted model, not a curated record. NCBI's taxonomy places the organism in Eukaryota, Metazoa, Arthropoda, Insecta, Coleoptera, Tenebrionidae. Gene Ontology annotation, molecular function: hydrolase activity, hydrolyzing O-glycosyl compounds. Bases 266 to 1630 code for a protein of 454 amino acids. Gene Ontology annotation, biological process: carbohydrate metabolic process.